UUAAUUAAAUGCGCUGAAAAUUGUCAUCACAAAAAAUUAGCACACAAAAUGGAACCUCAAGUCGUCCUUCCCCCAAUGAACGUCACGUCUUCCUCCACGGCCUCACUUACCAGCUCGGGAAGCACGCUUAUCACCUCAGAUCCCGCAGUGGGAGGACAAGAUGAAGGGACAGAUUCUCUCAUGAGAGACCAAAUUGGCAUAAAACCUCAAGCUCCAGGACAGAAUAUUUGUAAAUAUUGUGGAAAAGAAAUUGAUGACCCGGAAGAGAAGAAUAUUCCAUCGAACGUGGCCUGGCUGUCUUUCUCGUUCCUGUUCCUAUGUUGUCUUUGGUGGUUAUCUUGGGUCCCCUUCAUCGUGGACAAUAAGAGAUGCAAUAUUUGCAAAACAGCCGUUAAGGUUUGUCCCCAUUGUUAUCGACGUAUCGACCGACCUCCCGUUUAACAUCUCCCCUGUGGAUUAAGUGGGAGAAGAGGAAAUAAUAAAGGUACAAAUUGACAUCAGCAGGGAUUCGGAAACAAGUUGGUAGAAUUUUUUACAAGUAAAAAUACAGAGAAUAAAAUAACUUGUGUUCAACUUCGUAAUAACACUUACGAUAUAUUUCAUCUCGCCUCAAGGUACACAUAAAUCGAUACUCAAAUAUUCGGAGAGUGGUG
Molecule: messenger RNA, 653 nt
Organism: Folsomia candida
Lineage: Eukaryota; Metazoa; Arthropoda; Collembola; Entomobryomorpha; Isotomidae
Exons: 4
Coding region: 49-441 (130 amino acids)
Source: RefSeq, a predicted model, not a curated record